Molecule: messenger RNA, 4246 nt
Organism: Gregarina niphandrodes
Lineage: Eukaryota; Apicomplexa; Conoidasida; Eugregarinorida; Gregarinidae
Product: putative DNA helicase
Exons: 1
Molecular function (GO): 5'-3' DNA helicase activity
Source: RefSeq, a predicted model, not a curated record
AUGAUGCGGCCGUGGAAGCGCGAAGCAAAAAGCCCUGAGGAGCCAUAUGUUGGUAUGACUAGGGGGAUGAAGGAGACUCUCAAGAUUUGGGGUGCAUGCGAGAGGGCUGAGUUGGACUUAGCAUUAGAAGUGAAUCGGGAGAGAGUCUCGAUGGAGUUAGAGAAAGCUUCCGCACAAUGCUGGUGCCGAUUGGACUACCGAGUGGCCUCAAUUGAAAGGCAACAAGACAAGCUGCAGCUGUAUAUGGAGCCCCAACUUGGGUCCGAAUCUAGGACUCAACGUGGCUGCGAAUUUGGGACUCAAUUGGGGGCUAAAGCGGGGUUCAGCAAUGGACAGGCGCUGCGUCCCUUCCCGAGAGGCACAGACGUGCACUUAUACCGUGUUUCAGGCUUCCCUUCGUCCAGAAGUAAAUCCUCCCGAGGUCGGUCCGGACAGGUCCCAGGACGAGUGCGAUUCCAAGACUGUAAGAGCACGGCCAUUUGCGGCGAAGUCAUUGGAAACGAUCACGCAAAAAUCAUCGUCCUGGUACCCAGGAUGCCCAUCGCGCUCGGUCAGAAAUUCCACUUGCUCCUUCUUGAAGACACCCGCACCAGCCGGGUCCGGUUAGACUUUCUGGAACAAAUACUGGACGGCCGUGCCUCUCUAAACCCAGUCCAAAAACUACUACUGGAAACUCCCAAAAUGAAACCAGGAUAUCAAGAUCGAACCAUGUUUUUUGCCUCGCCACUGGGGCAACUGUACGCCCAAAGACUACACUCUGCUUCGGUCCCCAACGCCGCUGGGAGGAAGUCCCCCACCCUAGUGGACAAGGUCCCGGUAGAAAGCGGUCCACCAAGCAGCCGUCCCGCAGGCAAUGCCUCAGGACACGGUGGUCCCCCAGACACUGAUACAACAUGCAGUAGUCCAUUAGGCACUGGUGAAGCAAGCAGCGACCCAGCAGACCCUGGUACAAUAGACAAUGGUCCAGCAGACAGUAAUUCAGCAAACACUGGCCUACCAGGUACUGGUCAACCAAGCAGUGGUCCAGUCGACACUGGUCACUUAAGCAGCGACCCAGCACAGGCUGGUCCAGUAGACGGUGAUCCAGUAGACGGUGCUCAAUCAAGCAGUGUCCCAGUAGACAGUAGUCCGCCAGGCAGUGAUUUAGUAAACAGUGGACCAGCAGACACAGGCCCAGCUGCUGGUAGCCCACCCAGUAGUGGUCAACCUAGCGGCGGUCCGGCAGACGGUGGCACAUCAACAUGUAGUGACCCACGAAGCGGUGGUCAACCAAGCAGUGGCCCAGCAGACAGUGGUUCAGCAGACGCUGGUCCAGUAGACGGUGCUCAAUCAAGCAUGGGACCAGCAGACGGUGUUCCAGUAGACAGUGACCUUCCUCGUGGCCUGGCUCGGUUCAAUGCGAGUCAGUUGGUGGCAGCAGAGAAAGCACUGAGGGCGGACUGGAUCCACAUGAUAGAGGGGCCCCCGGGGACGGGGAAGACGCGUUUGUUGGCGUUCGUGAUUGGUGUGUUGUCGCGUGCGGGGAACCGUGUGCUGGUGACGGCUUCGACGAACGAAGCCGUGAACAAUAUCUUGGCGGCGUGUGUGGAAACCGAGGGUUUGCGCAACGUUGUGCGUUGCGGUAGUGUGGCCAAAUGUUGGGGCCGGGCCGUGGACUUCCAAAUCGACCACCUGGUCCGCACAGUUACCUCCUGCGGUAGCAGGAUACGUGAGCUUGACGACCUCAUUUGGAGUUGCACCGGUGCGAAGAACUCUUCGGAGACGAGUUCUCCGGGGGCGAAUUCUCUGGGGCUGAGCUCUCCGGGGGUGAGCUCAGAGGUAGGUCGCGGGGCGCGGACCAAGACCUUACGGGUGCACGAAGCGGAGCGGGAACGAUUGUUGGCCGUUGGUUAUGAGGAGUUGGACGGACGUGACGGUGUGGUGUUCUCGACGUGUUAUGCGGCGGGUGCUAACUACCAAUGGUUGCGAUCGUUCGAUUGGGUCAUUAUUGACGAGGCAGGUAAGUGCCAGUCGGUGGAGGCAGUACUGGCGGCGAGUUGUGCUGCGGAUGAGGAUGCUGGAGUGCGGCGGGAAGAAGGGUUGUUAAGUAGAAGAAGGGCGCGGGUGAUAGUCGCUGGAGAUGUGUGUCAGUUGCAGCCGGUGAUCAAGUCGGUGUAUGGUAAGCGGCGGAAGUACGAAGAGUCGGUGUUGGAGCGUUGUUUGCGGAAUCUAUCGCAGUUGAACAGCAUGUUGUCGGUUCAGUACCGGUCGAAUGAGAAGAUCUCGUUAUGGUCAUCGCGGCGGUUCUACAAUCGAUUGCUGGUUGCCCAUGAGGACAACCGAUCCAUCGAGGUGGCGCCUACAGUGAGUCCGUUGGUAUUUGUGACGACGCAGUCGAUUCCGUGCUUUGUAGAAAGCGCGCGUGACGAGGAAAGUGGAAGUAUCAAGAACUACUUCGAGGCAUGUCUGGCGGUACACUACAUCGAACGCACACUGUUGCCAUACAUGACCGGCGCUAAGGCCGGUCACUGCGACCACGUACUGGUCGUGGCCCCAUACAAGGCGCAGGUGGAGCUGUUGGCAAAGCUCAUUGCGCUAUCCGACACACCUGAUUGGAUAAGCGUGCGUAAUCGUGUUCGUGUUGGCACCAUCGACGCUUUCCAGGGCCAGGAAGCCGACGCUGUAGUCGUCAGCCUCGUCCGAUCCAACCACCAGGGCCACAUCGGCUUCGUAGCCGAUCGCGGUCGCCUCAAUGUCGCCAUGACCCGGGCCAAAAGACACGUGUGUGUCAUAGGCAACCGUCGCACUCUCUGCUUCGGAGAACCACUCUUCCGUAGUUUCUGCAAAGUCUUCGAGUCUCAUGGACAACUCGUACCCGCAGGCCUCCUCAUCGACACUGACUGGCUCGAUCGCACCACCAAACUGCGCACCGUCCUCUCCGACGCCGAUCUUAGGACAAGACCACUCGAACCGCGACCAGACUCCUCGCGACCGAGACCACUCUCCGGACCGGGUCUGCCCGCCGGACCCUUAGGACCACGGGACAGACAAGACGAUAGUCAAGACGAUAGACAAGGCGAGAGAUCGCUCUCCGGUCAGUUCAACACACAUCCAGGACUCUCUGCACCCGUGAUGGACCCUGCGUCGAGGCUGCCUCUGCGAAUACCGAUAUUGCAACGACGCUCCUCCUCCGAUUGGACCUCGAAUGACCGGAGUCCCAUUGACCGGUGUCCCAUGGACCAGAGUGUCACUCCCACUCUCGGUGCUUUUCAAAGCCGAAUCACCUCUACCCCGACGCGGGCCCGUCGAGAUUCAAAGGCAGGCUACGCACUGGAUGAAAAUUUAUCCUCUGGAUCCUCGCAACCGGCUGCGAACUAUGCCGGAGGGACCGAGGACCGUCGUCUCGCACAUGGGAUCCUGUCAGGGGAUCGGAGCCCACGCCAUGCAUACGCCCCGUGCUUCGAAGAUCACGUGGGACCUGGCGAGGCUCGUGACUUUGAAGAUGUUAUAGCGUCACCGACCCGACGAACUAUGUCGCCCCAGCGAGCGAAUCGACUGGAACUGCGGGCAUCGCAGAAAGGUGCUGGUGGUCGAAGAACUCAAUUCAACCAGUCGGAGCUAUUUGAAGAACGAACCAGUCGACUUGUGGACUAUCGGGAGCAAUCGGAUCAGUGCCGACGACACGGCCAAAAACAUGAUCGGGACCGAAGCCAGGCCUGGGACCGAACUGAGACUUGGGGCCGAACCGACAAUUGGGGCCGAACCGACAAUUGGGAGCGGCUCGAAACUUGGGACCAAACCGAGAGCUGUGACCAAACCGAGAGCUGUGACCAAACCGAGAGCUGUGACCAAACCGAGAGCUGUGACCAAACCGAGAGCUGUGACCAAACAGACUGGGACCAGGCCGAUCACUGCGACCAAAAUCAGCAUAGGAAGUCCCGCAUCGACCAAAGGCGGCCGGGGUGUUUCAACGAAACGGUGGAACAUAUAAGUCCGUUAAACACGCAGCGUUUCUCGGCAGAACAGUCCGGACGACCGGUUUGCCGGGGCCUCGGUGAUAACCCCGAGGAUACGGAGUCGUUUACGAUGACGGGUUACCCCGAAACUCAAUAUUCCUCAAUAAACUACCCUCUGGUGGUGGACUACCCUCUGGUGGUGGAAUAUCCUCCAGUGGAAUAUGACCGCUCGCUAGACCGUAACUCCGUAGCACGGCGAUCUACCGAACAUGAGAAGGAAUGCGAUAAGGCAUGGACCGAGUCGCGGGCGA